This is a messenger RNA of Rhodofomes roseus, 950 nucleotides long. RefSeq lists its product as uncharacterized. Bases 181 to 681 code for a protein of 166 amino acids. Lineage: Eukaryota; Fungi; Basidiomycota; Agaricomycetes; Polyporales; Fomitopsidaceae. The transcript is spliced from 4 exons. Gene Ontology annotation, molecular function: hydroxymethylglutaryl-CoA lyase activity. The record is from RefSeq and is a predicted model, not a curated record. Gene Ontology annotation, biological process: ketone body biosynthetic process; L-leucine catabolic process.
GUCCAAAGUGUACGGCUCACGUGUCAACUAAGUAGUAAGUCUUACGCGACAACUAAGUUUUCACUGUAAGUAUUUUUCCGCGAUAACGACCGUCAUAGCGGAAGCUUGCCGCGCGAUCACUACAUACUAUGGCGAGACGGAGCACCAGCAUAGUCGACAUUGUUGAAGGUGGUCUGCCAGAUGAUUUGCAAACCGAGAAGGCGGACGUGGUUACUCGUCUUAACAGGGACGAAGACUAUAUGUAAUCGCCGGUUGCUGUUUUGUAUUGGAUUCUGCCUCACAGAAUGCGCGAAACCGAACUGUACCAUCGCCGAGGUCCUCGAGCGGCUCGCGGCCGUCACAUCGCGCGCCAAGGCCAAAGGACUACGUGCCAGCCUCUACGUGAGCGUCGUUGCCAUCUGCGCAUACAGGUCAACUAGAUUGCAAGAAAGUGAAACAUCACAUGGGCUGCCACGAGGCGCCCUGCCCGCUACACAGCUAGCGGCCAUUUCCACGACACUUACGGUACCGGCGUCCCCAGCAUCCUCACAGCGCUCGAACUGGGGCUGCGUGCUGACCUUCGACGCGUCCGUCGCCGGUCUAGGCGAGUGCUCCUGCUCUCCGGGCGCUACAGGUAACGUCGCAACCGAGGACGUCCUGGAAGUACGCUCUGUGGGGCAGCGGCAACAGGACGCUCGGUGACCUCGACGCGCUCGCAGAGGUGGGCGGGUGGAUCUCGGCAUGCUCGGCGGGCGACAAGAAAGGGCGGCGAAGGCGAUCCUGGCCGGGAUGGCAAGGGAGAAGGAGGUGGCCCUGGGUGACGGAGUGGGAGAGGGAUGACGGCGCGGCGGAGGCGAUCGUCGGUUCCGGAGCGAUCGACGCGGCAAUGCGACGGAAGGAGGAGGGCAUUGUGAAGGAGAGGGAGACGGGCGGUGGGGCGGUGGAGAGGGGCACAGACGCAGACGUCGAUG